UUAACGCACGGAAAGCGUUAAGUCCCGCCCUUGCGUUUCUAGUGGUCUAAACGAAGAGCCCAUGCGCUUACGACCCUCGUCUAUUGGUUCAAAUUCGACGUCGAUCAUCGCCAGUAUUAAUUAUGCAAAACAGAGCGCGAUUUCUAUUGGUCGUUCCGACUCGUCACUCGUUCGGUGACGUUCGGAUUCCAGGCCGCAGGCUGUGGUUUGUCGACGCGGCCGUCCGUCUGUUCACUUCACAACAGAGCUGAACGGAGGAAAAAAACUGCUAACUGGGUUACAGCUCCAUCAAAAACAACGAGCGUAUUCCUCCGCCAUUCAACAAAGAAGAAAUAAAUAGGACUGCAAGCAACUUGAGAUGUGGCCUGUGCCCGGUGCUUUCAAUCUACCAUGCGAGAACCCUUAUAAUAAAUAGAAAGACCCCAAUGAAUAAUGUUUAAAUGUUAUUAAUCUCAAUGUGCAUUACAAUCUUGUUCAAAUUAUAACGUCAAUCUCCUAUUAGACUACACAGAAGAUUUUAGUGAGCGCCAAUGAUGUCAGUGAACCUCUGCAGGAAUGUAUGUAUCGGCUGAAUGCGAGAAAAGUGUCGCAACAAAUGGGAUUUUAUUUGUAGGAAAACGUAACAGAAAAAAAAGAUAAUUGAACUGUAAAAUACAUUGAAACUAUAAUGCAAUGGAAACGUUAAACAGUUUAUUCCACGCGUGUCCUCCAGGUGGUGCUGCUGUGCGUUUGUUCUGUAUAGUGGUUGUCAAGAGCAGCUCCAUACACAAAGUGUCUGGAUUGACUUUUCACGUCACCUAUUCUGUUUACAAAAUUCAGUUACUUAGAGCAAUGGAUUCAUUCGUUUGUUCCACAUGUAAUAUGGCUUUCAGAUCAUCGCAUUUUCUUGCGAAGCAUAAGGAGAGAUUCUGUAUUGGGGAUGCUGAUCAUCAGACACAGGAGUCUGAUUUCACUCAAAACAUGGGUGAGAGGAUCAGAGAAUUGCGAAGGAAACAUCAGCAGGAAAGGCCUUAUAAAGGAGCCCAAAUGACCCAGCAGAACUUUGACACAAGAACUCAGCACCAGCUACGAAAACCCAACAGCGAACCAACAGCAGACAGAACAGAUCAACAAAUUCAAGACCUUUCUGAGAUUCCUAAGCGCCAGGCACCACAAUCGAGUGACAGCAAAAAACUGAACAAGCAAAGAAGAGAGAUUAAUCGACAGGAGCUCACAGUUCAAAACAGGAAAGUAGCUCAACUAGAGAAAAUGCUCUUAGAGCUGAAAGAGCAGGAGGAGAGGAACACCACACUACUGGAGUCCCUCAUAGAUCACCUACAGCACAAUCCCACUGAACCUAUGGCAGCUACCUCUAAAGGGCGAGACAGUCUCCAAAGCAGCAACCCACACCUGCUCAUACCUGAGACUAGAGAGGGAGUAACACAAACCUACAUACCUGUUUAUGGGGGUGGAGUCCUUUCCUCAGAAAUCAGCACUCUCCAUCUCUCCUAUCUCCAGAACGGCGGGACGGAUCCUCAGAUAUUGGCUCAGCUGCAGGACUUGUUAAAUGAAGCCCUCAAAGUGGAAAUACUGCCUGGGAAACAGCCUUUGCCCAAGACCUAUCACAAUGAGAGAACAAAACAUGGGCCAAAGCCAAAGGACAAUAAGAAAGAUUUCUUUAGAGAGCUCAUCUCCACUGAGAUCGAAAACCAGCGCUUGGAGGAGGAAAUCAUGAGACUGCAGUUAAGAAAGAGAAGAUCUGCAUUCACCAGAACAACUCCAAACUACCAACCUAGUGAACAGGAGAUGAGGAGUAUGAAGAUGGACAUUGACCUGUUAAAAAAUGAGAUUGAGAUUAAUCAUCUGAGGAAGCUGAUUAGGAGCAGGAAGGUGGAACCAACCCUAGUGACUUUUCCUCCUUUGGAGGAACCCAGAUCACAGACACCAUCCCACAACACAUACUCCAUGGAUGUAUCAGAAGGCUUAGGUCCUGCUCCCUAUGACCCAACGGCAGGUUUCGUGGUGUUUUAUGAUUUCCUCUUAGGCUUAUGUCCAUCAUACAGAGUGUGUCGCCUGAUGGUAGGGUUAUACAGCGGAGAGCAGUGUCUGGGGAGCCCUUCUGUGUUGCCCCCAGUCUACUGUGAGCCCUUCAUCUUAUCCACACACCCUCCUCGACACAAUCAAGGACAAAAAGCAGUCCUCGCCUCCAAGCAAGCAGUCCCAGAGGUCCAACCUGCCCCAUCGGUCUCUCUAGUGAUGCAGGUGCAGGCCUCAGGAGGAUAUGAUGUUUACGGACAGGAGGUUACCCAUCUAGCUCCACGGGGUUGGGUGAAGCUGGACAUCUUCGACCAUCAUAAUCGCAUCAUUAGUGGAAGAUGGAAAAUACCUGUUCGCAUCCUUCCAGCUAAACCCUCGAUGACAACGGCAGAAGUCAAUACUGUUCCACAGCUGGACAACACAGAACUGUACCUGAGGAUUGUGAACGCAAGAGAUGCAGAGAUUCAGAGCGCUGUUCCAAUCAGCAUUUACACUGCAGGGAUCUACAGAUAUGCUCCUGUGACAACUCCAAGGCACCGCUUCUCCAGGCAGUAUUCUCGUGAACCUGUCAGAACUCCAGCAGAUCAGAGUGCUCAGGUUUAUAUACCAGCCUUCACCCAGAGCCUGGACCCACCUUCAACAGGACUGUUUGAUAACCCUGAGUGACCAACAGGAACUUUUGUCUGCAAAUCAAAGAAAAGCACUUCUGCAUUGCGCUCAUCAUUUGUAAUAAACAAGAUCUUGUGUGCAGUAAUUACUGUAAAUUUAAUGACUUUUAAAGCAUGCAUUUUUUAAGACUCAAAAGUGACAAUAUGUAAGAUAUAAUCAAGUGAAAGCAAGGUUUCUACUUGUUA
This is a messenger RNA of Colossoma macropomum (tambaqui), 2870 nucleotides long. RefSeq names its product coiled-coil domain-containing protein 17-like. The transcript has 13 exons. The coding region runs from base 673 to 2682 and encodes 669 amino acids. Lineage: Eukaryota; Metazoa; Chordata; Actinopteri; Characiformes; Serrasalmidae. The record is from RefSeq and is a predicted model, not a curated record.